GUGUGUUUAGCUCGCUGAAAUAAAUAAAGCCUACAUUUUUCAAUGAUGCCCCACCCACAGGAAGUGCUACUUUCAACACACGCGACCUUCGAUUCACUUCAAGUUACACUUUCCAACAAGAACAAAGCAUGGCGAAUAAAGAGCCCGGUGGUUUGCUAGGGCAGUUGAGGCAGAUGGCUAGCAGAAUGGGCUCUGGUCCAAGGGGUGCAGGUCUUGGGUUCAAGCUUCUUAUAGGCGCAGGAGCACUUGCCUAUGGAGUCAAGGAAGCCACAUACACAGUGGAAGGUGGUCAGAGGGCCAUCAUCUUCAACAGGAUUGGUGGGAUGCAGAUGGACACGGUACUCGCUGAGGGGCUCCACGUUAGGAUACCAUGGUUCCAGUACCCUGUCAUCUAUGACAUAAGGGCGAGACCAAGAAAGAUAUCGUCCCUAACCGGAAGCAAAGACCUGCAGAUGGUGAACAUCGCCCUGCGUGUGCUGUCCCGUCCUGUGGCCUCCAACCUGCCUGCCAUGUACCAGCAGCUCGGCAAGGAUUACGAUGAGAAGGUGCUGCCAUCCAUCGUCAAUGAGGUGCUGAAGAGUGUGGUGGCCAAGUUCAACGCCUCGCAGCUCAUCACACAGAGAGCUCAGGUGUCCCUGAUGAUUCGGCGGGAGCUCUUUGAACGGGCCAAGGACUUCAACAUCAUCCUGGACGAUGUGGCCAUCACCGAGCUGAGCUUCAGCAGGGAGUACACUGCCGCGGUGGAAGCAAAGCAAGUCGCCCAACAGGAGGCACAGAGGGCCUUCUUCUAUGUGGAGAAAGCCCUGCAGGACCAGAGGCAGAAGAUUAUCCAGGCUGAAGGAGAGGCAGAGGCUGCUAAAAUGUUGGGUGAGGCGGUGACAAAGAACCCUGGCUACCUGAAACUCCGGAAGAUCCGAGCAGCUCAGAACAUUGCCAAGACUGUGGCGACAUCGCAGAACAAGGUGUACCUGAGUGCAGAUAACCUAGUGUUGAACCUCCAGGACAACACGAGCAACAGCUUCAGCAAUUUGAGCAGGUUGGGAGAAAUAGGCUGGACGAGCCCUGAGAUUAUCAGCAAGGCUGUUCAAGAGACUCUUCCAGAGAUUGAGGGAGAAUUGAAGACCCCUGAGACAGCCAGUGUUCCUGCGAUGCUUCCAGGGAUUGAGGGAGAAUUGAAGACCCCUGAGACAGCCAGUGUUCCUGCGAUGCUUCCAGAGAUUGAGGAACAACACUUCUCGAAGAGCCCUGAUAUUGUCAGCAUGGCUGUUCCAACGAUUGAGGAGGAACGUGAAUUGAAGUUCCAUGAGAUGGUCGUUGUUCCAGAGACAUGGAGUGAGGCGGGAGAAUACCCGGUCCCCCAUAUUGCGGCGGCGGCGGGUCCUGGGGAUGUGGCGCAAAAUGGCGAGGCUUGAAUGUAGGGUGCGUGGAUGGGGAGGGGUUAAGACAAUUUCUUACCCAAUGGUGAACAGAGUACUGGUAACAUGCAUGGGAAAGAAUAAUUAUUUGAUCAACUAAAAUAUAUACAAAGUAUAUCAUCAAACUGUCUGCUUGUGAACGGCCUUGUCUUAAAAUGUUUCCUCUUUUUAUUGAUAUGCUUUUUUCCCAUUUUU
Oncorhynchus gorbuscha (pink salmon) is the source of this 1610-nucleotide messenger RNA. It is a transcript of the gene phb2a, whose product is annotated as prohibitin 2a. The transcript has 10 exons. The record is from RefSeq and is a predicted model, not a curated record. Gene Ontology annotation, cellular component: membrane; mitochondrion. The coding region runs from base 129 to 1412 and encodes 427 amino acids. NCBI's taxonomy places the organism in Eukaryota, Metazoa, Chordata, Actinopteri, Salmoniformes, Salmonidae. Gene Ontology annotation, biological process: mitochondrion organization.